AUAUAAACACGUUUUGAUGUUUUGUAAUAGAGAAAAGAAUAAAUAAACGAAGUUCAAUUUUCAAAUCAACCUUUCGAAAAUUAUAAUGAUGUUUCAUUUUGUUCUUUACGGUGACUAAUUUUGCUGCUUUGGAUUUUCAAUUUCAAUGGAUACAUUUGACGGUGGGAUUUAAUUGUAUAAUGGUAGAAUAAGCGAAAAAUCACGAUGAUAAGAUUGCUGUUGAUUGUAACAUCAUUGACAAUCGUUCAUGUGUGCUUGUCAGUCACAGAUGAUUGUACGAGUAACAAAAAGGAAAAGCACUUGCCUUAUUUACAUCAUAUUUCCGAAUUUAGAAAGAGAAGUAAGGUUUCAGGUAAAAUACUUUGUAAAAAAUGGUCAAAAUCAGAACCCGUUAUACAAGAUUCAGUUCUUGGGCUGCAUGGCCUAUUGCACGCCAGAUCCCAAAGAAAAUUUCAAGAAAACACUACUACAGCUGGAAACAAUCAAUCGCUAAAAAAUGAUACAUUUCAAAAGUCGAAAAGUGAUUUGGGAUCAAAACGUUCAAGUUCCACUCUCCAUGAUAUCAAAUUGAGAAAAGAAACAAUAAGCAUGCUGCACAAAAUCGUUGAAAAAUAUUUUCCUGGUGGCAAUCUUACAGUAGAGCAGAAGAUAAAAGCGUUGAAGUUUCUUGGAAAGUUAAUGAAAAUGAAAAAGGGAGAAAAGAAUUCCGACUUUAAAAUAUUGUUGAAAUCUUUGUCUGCUUCUGAAUCUGACAUAUCAUCAAACUCAAUGCGAAAGCCUGGGAAGAAUGAUGAGUCAGCAAAAAAUUACAAAACAUCCUCAAGCAAUGAUGGAGAUAUAUAUGCCAAUAUUGCUAGUGGGCCAGAUAUCCCUAAACUUCCACCUUUGAUCAAUGAAAAAGAUCCUGAUCAUGCGCACUCCAAAAUUAUGCCUGUUGGUCUGCAACCUGUAUCUGAAGGGACACCAGAUGAAAUGUUGAGCCCAAUGACUGGGACAAAUGGUAUAAGUGAUAAUUAUAAUGGGAAAAUAAGUGUAAGCCAGUCUCCAUUUGGUCGCUAUGAAAACAAUAUGGGACUUGAUGGAACCUAUAGAAACAUCAACGGACUUUAUGGAAAUGAAAUGGAUCGUUCUGUAAUGUCAGACAUGAUUGAUAAUGAAGGAUACACUCGUGAUCGUUUGCCUUAUCCAAAGAGUUAUGCAGCAAGGCUGCCACAUUGGCAUUCAUAUUAUGAUGAUGAUGAUGAUGAUGAUGAUGAUGACGAAAACUACAAUGACGAUACUGAUGAUCCUGAAGAUGAAGGCCGGAAUGAUGAAGAUGAUGAUGAUGAUGAUGAACAUGAUCGAGAAAGGUCUUAUGUUUAUCAUCAUCAUUUUUAUGACGAUUAUGACGAAAGCGAUGAUGGUGAUAUUGAUGACAUAAGAUUUGCAAAAAAAUUUGAUAAAAGAAAUAAGAUUUCCAAGAGUUCUCGUCAGAGACAAAAAAAUGAAAAAUUGAAAACCCAGGCUACUCAAGUUUCAAAAUGACUACGAAAAAAACAGUUUUGUAUAAAUUAAUGUUUCACACCAGGGAAAAAUACCUAACGUACUGUACUUUAAAAAUGUAUUAUAUUUAACCAAAAUUUACGUGAAUUCUGUCAUAUAAUAAUGACAUUUUUCUUCUCCAGCAUGUCUGUAUUUUUCGCAUUGAAACAUAUAGGCAAGCACACAAUUUCUAAAAUUACAAAAUGUUUAAACUAAUAUGAAUUUUCAAUAAAAAAGGGUAAACUUUACACAUGGAAAAUUUAAAGAAAAAUUAUUGUUUUAGAAGAAGAAUCAUGCAGAUGUCCUGUCUUACAAAGUCAGAGGAAUGUUUUUAGCAUGUACUUAUACUGAUGUAAUUGUAGUUGACUUUAUUUCUAAAUAAGAAAUAUUCAACCCGUCAAUCUUAA
This is a messenger RNA of Xenia sp. Carnegie-2017, 1928 nucleotides long. RefSeq names its product stress response protein NST1-like. The transcript has 4 exons. The record is from RefSeq and is a predicted model, not a curated record. Bases 205 to 1524 code for a protein of 439 amino acids. NCBI's taxonomy places the organism in Eukaryota, Metazoa, Cnidaria, Anthozoa, Malacalcyonacea, Xeniidae.